GUCGCUCUUCUUUGCCCUCCUCACCGCUGCAGCGACAUGGAGCGUGUCCCAACCGACCCAGGAGACCUUUGCUCUACUUGACUACAAUCCCGCGGAGUUCCAUUCCGCCGAUACUCUGUUACCUCCUCAAUUUUCGUCGUAUAUGGACGAGAUCAGACAGAAUGGCACCAUACCCGGAAUUUCCGUCGGUGUUGUGCGUCUUGCGGAGAACAAAGAGCCCAUCAUCCAACUGGCCUCGUCUGGAAGGAAGACCGAGGAGGGAAACGGACUCGAUCUCUCUCCCGACACCCUGUUUUGCAUCGCGUCGUGCUCGAAAGCGUUCCUUGCGACUUCUAUCGGGUUGCUCAUGGAAGACUACGCUACCGCCAAAAACGUGACCCCUCUGCCUUCCGGUCUGGCGCGCUUCAACUGGGAUACGAAAGUGGUCGAUGUCGUCCCCGAAGAGCUGCAAUGGGGCUUGCAUGAUAUAGGGGGGGACGAUUGGGCCACACGCAAGGCGAGCAUCGCCGAUAUCCUGGGCCAUGUGAGUGGUCUCCCGAGGCACGACCACAGCUACAGACCUAGCGACGCCCUCGAAGACAUCGUGCGCCGUAUGCGUUUGCUCCGGACCUCGUAUGAGCUGCGCGAGAAGUUCUCGUAUAAUAACCAACUCUACAUGCUUGGGGCUUACCUCGUUUCGCACUACGCCAAUACGUCCUACCCUGACUUUGUCGAGGACCGCCUGUUCAGACCCCUCGGCAUGAGAACUUCCACCUUCUCUUACUCUGUUGCGAACACCUCGGGCCUCCUCACGGACUCUUGGACCGGAUUCGGUCGGCGGAUCCCAUUCUGGUUAGACGAUAGCGUACGCGAGUUCAAGGCAGGCGCGGGCGGCGUCAUCUCCAGCGCGCAGGACAUGGUCAAGUGGCUUGCGGUAUUAUUGAACGAAGGACAGGACCCGGCGACGAACAAGACGGUGAUCCCGAAGAGCGUGUUCGAUGCGGUCACGACUUCGCGAUGGAUAGUGUCUGGCAAGCCGGCCGGCCCUAUUCGCGACAGCAUCGUCGGCUACGGCAUGGGCUGGAUGCGGUCCAAUUAUGGGGACGUCGAGGUCGUGGAACAUACAGGCGGUAAUCCUGGCUUCUCCGCCCUCGUUGCCUUCCUGCCCAAACACAACCUCGGCGUCGUCAUCUUGAGCAAUGCGGACGAGAAAGCACCCUGGAACUUCAAGAUAUUCACGCGGAUACUGGACGAUGUUCUUGGCACCCGCAUGUCAAAGACACUUGUUGAGAGCUCGAAAACGGAGGUAGAGCAGCUGACCGCGACAAGCUACAAGUCGCCGUCCCUCAAGCUGGAGGACUACACUGGGCUGUACACCGCGCCAGGCUACCUCCCUAUCCGGCUCUGCUCCACGUCGAUCUAUUCCAAGUACUGCAGAGACAUCAUCUCCGACUUCGCCACUCUCCACAACGCGUCCACGUUAGAGAACACCCUCUACGCUACAUUCCCCAACGUUUGGGCAUCCCACGUCAGACUCGACCACUUCUCCGGGGACGUCUUCAACAUCACGUUCACGGCGCUGUUCCCGAGCGGCUACGGACAGAACACGACGGCAUUUGAGACCGCAGAGACCGGUGAGAGCGAGGGAUGGGUCGAGUUCAAGGUGGCAAAGGGCGAGGUGGAGGGCUUUUCGCUCGUGAUCGAUCACGCGGCUCAUGAGUCGAGGACGAGGAAGAUUGGAAGUGAGCUGACUGAGACGGGGGAUGCAUGGUUCGCGAAGGCUUAAGGAUAGGAUCCGGACAGUCUAGAAGAGAGCAAUGCGCCUAUCAUCAGCGAUGUGUACUAUACGGCCGUGCUCCACCGCUAUGCAUCGCAGGUGUGGCUCAAGGCUUCG
Dichomitus squalens LYAD-421 SS1 is the source of this 1873-nucleotide messenger RNA. Its product is annotated as beta-lactamase/transpeptidase-like protein. Bases 143 to 1765 code for a protein of 540 amino acids. The transcript has 5 exons. NCBI's taxonomy places the organism in Eukaryota, Fungi, Basidiomycota, Agaricomycetes, Polyporales, Polyporaceae. The record is from RefSeq and is a predicted model, not a curated record.